CGGGUUGAGUCCGGGGAGGUGGGAGGAGGCGGUGUUUCCGGCGGCCGUGGCUGUCCUAGAAGGCUGAGGCGAGAGGUAGCUGGUCAGGGUGGGGAGCCCGCACUACCUUCUUCCUCUUCCUCUUUCCCUGGGUGAGGAGAGGGAAGGUUGGGGCCCCGACCCCAUGGACCGGGAGGAGGCAGAGGCUGCCUAGAGUCAGGGCCCCUCUGUGUGGCUCUGAGCCCCGUGUACUGGUCUGCCUAUCUGGAAGGCCAUGGAGAAGAGACUGGAAGUCAAGCCAAGCUCUGGUUCCUGGAUUUUAUCGAGAUAUUGUUGGCAGACACUCGUGAGGUGGUUGAGAAGCCUGUACCUGUUCUAUGCUUGUUUCUGCUUCAGUGCUCUGUCAUUGUCAACAGAUGCCAGUGAGAGCAGGUGCCAGCAGGGGAAGACACAGUUUGGAGUUGGCCUGAGAUCUGGGGGAGAAAAUCACCUCCGGCUUCUUGAAGGAACCCCCUCUCUCCAGUCAUGUUGGGCUGCCUGCUGUCAGGACUCUGCCUGCCAUGCCUUUUGGUGGCUAGAAGGGAUGUGCAUUCAGGCAGACUGCAGCAGGCCCCAGAGCUGCCGGGCUUUUAGGACAGACUCUUCCAAUUCCGUGCUGGUGUUUUUAAAAAAAUUCCAAACUGCACAUGAUUUGGGCUUUCCACCUGAAGAUGAUGUACUACAUCUUCUGGGGCUAGGUUGGAGCAGGGCAUCUUGGAAGAGGCAGAGCCCACCCAGAGCGCCACUCAUACCUGCUGUAUCUUCCAGUGACCAGCACAGCAUAAUCAGGAAACUUCAGAAGAGAGCUAGUCCCCGUGAAGAAGUAGUUACACCUGUAGUCACGCAUUUUAUAAAGGAUGACUCCAAGGAACUAGGUGAUCUGACUACCAGUGACUCUGCAGAGGUCCACAAGGCAGUUACAGUUUCCAGUCCCUUAACCACAGAUCUGACUGCAGAGAUUCCUGAUCGGCCAAAGAAUCUAUCAGUCCAGCCUGAGACUUCAGAGGGUCCUGGUACUAUGCCCAACACUCAGCAAGGAAAAAAUCGUGGGACAAUCCAGACUGCUACUCCUCUGCCAGUGGCUCCCUCCUACAGUUAUGCCACCCCUACCCCCCAGGCUUCUUUCCAGAGCACUUCAACACCAUACCCAGUUGUAAAGGAACUGGUAGUAUCUGCUGGAGAGAGUGUCCAGAUUACCCUGCCUAAGAAUGAAGUUCAGUUAAAUGCAUAUGUUCUCCAGGAACCGCUCAAAGGAGAAACCUACACCUACGACUGGCAGCUGAUUACUCAUCCUAAGGACUAUAGUGGAGAAAUGGAAGGGAAACAUUCCCAGAUCCUCAAAUUAUCCAAGCUCACUCCAGGCCUCUAUGAAUUCAAAGUGAUUGUAGAUGGUCAAAGUACCCAUGGGGAAGGCUAUGUGAAUGUGACAGUAAAACCAGAGCCCCGUAAGAACCAGCCUCCUGUUGCCAUCGUGUCACCACAGUUCCAGGAGAUCUCUCUGCCAACCACUUCUACAGUCAUUGAUGGCAGUCAGAGCACUGAUGAUGAUAAAAUUGUCCAGUAUCAUUGGGAGGAACUUAAGGGACCUCUGAGAGAAGAGAAGAUUUCAGCAGAUACAGCCAUAUUAAAACUAAGUAAGCUCGUCCCUGGAAACUACACUUUCAGUUUGACUGUAGUAGAUUCUGAUGGAGCUACGAACUCAACCACUGCAAACCUGACAGUGAACAAAGCUGUGGAUUACCCCCCUGUGGCCAACGCAGGCCCCAACCAAGUGAUCACUCUGCCCCAAAAUUCCAUCACCCUCUUUGGAAACCAGAGCACUGAUGACCAUGGCAUUACCAGCUAUGAGUGGUCACUCAGCCCAAGCAGCAAAGGAAAAGUGGUGGAGAUGCAGGGCGUUAGAACACCAACUCUGCAGCUCUCUGCAAUGCAGGAAGGAGAUUACACUUACCAGCUCACAGUGACUGACACAAUAGGACAGCAAGCCAUGGCUCAAGUCACUGUUAUUGUGCAGCCUGAAAAUAACAAGCCUCCUCAGGCAGAUGCUGGCCCAGAUAAAGAGCUGACCCUGCCCGUGGACAGUACAACCUUGGAUGGUAGCAAAAGCUCAGAUGAUCAGAAAAUUAUUUCUUAUCUCUGGGAAAAAACACAGGGACCUGAUGGAGUGCAGCUCGAGAAUGCUAACAGCAGCGUUGCCACUGUGACCGGGCUGCAAGUGGGAACCUAUGUGUUCACCUUGACUGUCAAAGACGAGAGGAACCUGCAAAGCCAGAGCUCUGUGAAUGUCAUUGUCAAAGAAGAAAUGAACAAACCACCGAUAGCCAAGGUAACUGGGAAUGUGGUGAUUACCUUGCCCACGAACACAGCAGAGCUGGAUGGCUCCAAGUCCUCAGAUGACAAAGGAAUAGUCAGCUACCUCUGGACUCGAGAUGAGGGGAGCCCAGCAGCAGGGGAGGUGUUAAAUCACUCUGACCACCACCCUAUCCUCUUUCUUUCCAACCUGGUCGAGGGAACUUACACAUUUCAUCUGAAAGUGACUGAUGCAAAGGGUGAGAGUGACACAGACCGGACCACUGUGGAGGUGAAACCUGAUCCCAGGAAAAACAACCUGGUGGAGAUCAUCUUGGAUGUCAACGUCAGUCAGCUAACAGAGAGGCUGAAGGGGAUGUUCAUCCGCCAGAUUGGGGUCCUCCUGGGGGUGCUGGAUUCCGACAUCAUUGUGCAAAAGAUUCAGCCAUACACGGAGCAGAGCACCAAGAUGGUAUUUUUUGUUCAAAAUGAGCCUCCACACCAGAUCUUCAAAGGCCGUGAGGUGGCAGCAAUGCUCAAGAGUGAGCUACGGAAGCAAAAGGCAGACUUCCUGAUAUUUGGAGCCCUGGAAAUCAAUACUGUCACAUGUCAGUUGAACUGUUCUGACCAUGGCCACUGUGACUCAUUCACCAAACGCUGUAUCUGUGAUCCUUUUUGGAUGGAGAAUUUCAUCAAGGUGCAGCUGAGAGAUGGAGACAGCAACUGUGAGUGGAGCGUGUUAUAUGUUAUCAUUGCUUCCUUUGUCAUUGUUGUGGCCUUCGGAAUCCUGACUUGGACUGUGAUCUGUUGUUGUAAGAGGCAAAAAGGAAAACCCAAGAGGAAAAGCAAAUACAAGAUCCUGGAUGCCACCGACCAGGAAAGCCUGGAGCUGAAGCCACCCUCUCGAGCAGGCAGCAAGCAGAAGGGCCCGACGUUGAGCAGCAGCCUGAUGCACUCUGAGUCAGAGCUGGACAGUGACGAUGCCAUCUUCACAUGGCCAGACCGAGAGAAGGGCAAACUCCUACAUGGUCAGAAUGGCUCCGUGCCCAACGGGCAGACCCCGCUGAAGACCAGGAACCCACGGGAAGAGAUCUUGUAG
Molecule: messenger RNA, 3406 nt
Organism: Orycteropus afer afer
Lineage: Eukaryota; Metazoa; Chordata; Mammalia; Tubulidentata; Orycteropodidae
Product: KIAA0319 like
Cellular component (GO): cytoplasmic vesicle; plasma membrane
Source: RefSeq, a predicted model, not a curated record